Messenger RNA from Temnothorax curvispinosus, 1128 nucleotides. It is a transcript of the gene Arl6, whose product is annotated as ADP-ribosylation factor-like protein 6. The transcript has 3 exons. Lineage: Eukaryota; Metazoa; Arthropoda; Insecta; Hymenoptera; Formicidae. Gene Ontology annotation, molecular function: GTPase activity; GTP binding. Gene Ontology annotation, cellular component: cytoplasm; axoneme. Bases 20 to 589 code for a protein of 189 amino acids. Gene Ontology annotation, biological process: vesicle-mediated transport; intracellular protein transport; protein localization to cilium. The record is from RefSeq and is a predicted model, not a curated record.
CUUACAGCGCCGUAAGAAAAUGGGGUUAUUCGAUCGUUUAGCGAACCUCUUAGGUCUUAGGAAAAAAGAAGUAAACGUUUUAGUAGUGGGCCUUAACAACAGUGGUAAGUCGACGGUCAUAAAUAAUUUCAAACGCGAGGAUGACCGUUGCAUAAACAUAGUGCCCACUGUCGGGUUUAAUGUCGAAAAAUUCGCAUUUAAGAAUGUCAACUUCACCGCAUUCGAUAUGUCGGGCCACGAUCGUCACAGAUCAUUGUGGGAGCAUUAUUACAAAGAUUGCCACGGGAUCAUCUUCAUAAUCGACAGCAGCGAUAAACUGCGACUGGUUGUCGUGAAGGAAGAGCUGGACAUGCUCCUGCAGCAUCCCGACGUGGCAGGACGCAAGAUCCCCAUUCUCUUCCUGGCGAACAAGAUGGACCUGCCAGAUUCCUUGACCACCGUGAAACUGGUCGCCGGGCUGGGACUCGAGCGGAUACAGAACAAGCCCUGGCACAUACGGGCGACGAAUGCGUUAACCAGCGAGGGCCUGCAGCCGGCGAUCGAGUGGUUGACAGAUCAAAUUCGCGAUAUAUUUAUCAAUAAGAGAUAAACCCCGUCGUUGCACAAUGAGACGCGACGUUUCCUGGCAAAGUCCCCGUCGCGUUGUCAGAUCGAACUUAUCGAUGUCUAUAGCAUAAUUUAUGCGUCAAUUACACCGGUGUUUCUCAUGUGGCGUUUCCCCGAGAUGCGAUUCCACCCCGCGAAGGCAAAAUUUCGACGUAAAAUUGUCAUUGCGAGAAGACUUAUUGCGAAACGGCCUAUAAUUCGGCCUGUAAUAGCUUCACGCGGGAUCUGCGUAAUUAGCGCAAAGGAGCGAUCGGGAGUUUUACGAUUUCUAGUCGAAUUACAAGAAUCUCGUGACGAGGUUCAAUUAGGAAACACCAUCACGAGCUCAAUACAAUUCCGUCCAGAAAAAUAUAUGCGUAGAGAAGCAUGUGUGUACGUAAUGGCUGACACAAUGUAAUUGGGAUGCAGCCGCGAUGAUUUAAUUCCAACUUCGAAAUAUUAGUUUCAUAAUUAGCGAGCUUUGCAAAAAUACGUUAUUUUAUUGUAAUAUUUAAAAUAAAUGCCGAUCGGAGAAUCAUUGCA